GUUCAAAGUUCAAAGUUCUAAGCAAGCUACAACUUUUUCUUACUAGUACUUCUUUCCACAUUGUUUGUUUGUACAAAGGGAAUACUGCCAUAUUAAUCCAACCAAUAUUGGAUCCAUCAAACUAAUUUUCUCCAUUAUUUAUAAAUCUUUCUGGGUACUUGGAUUUCUUAAAAACUACUCUCACAAUCUUCAAUUUUGUCCCAUUUUAGCUUCAAGAAAAAGCUACUGGGUCUAACGGUUACUGUAAUCUUCUUAUUCCUUUUACAUAUGCUAAACUUUGAGCUUUAUUGCUGAAUUCGAAAACCCAAACUACAUAAUUCGUGAGUUUUUUCUACUCUUGCUCACAAGAAUCAAUUCAGGUUAGUUUUCGCUUGAAUUUUAUUUCAAAUUAUUAAGAUAUUGGAUGUUAUGAUAAAUGAAGUAUAGAUUAUCGUUUUGAGUUAAUAAUGGCUGGGAUAUUGUGGGUAAUAUUUGGAUUUGGAGUUGCACCAACAUGGGUUUUUCAUUAAUUGAUUUCCUGCAAAUGGGUAAAUUCAUUGCUUGUAGUUAAAGGUUUUUCUCGACAACUCUAUGCUCCAUUGUCAGAAAUUGGAUUCUGUUUAGGGUUCAAAGAAGGAUAUAAUUCUACUUUGUAGAUUGAGAAUUAAUGUGUUAUUGAUGCAAUGUUGAGAGUGGUAGCCAUUAGAUUGUUGGUUUGUACUCUCAUACUAUCUUUAUCCACAUUGGGUUAUGGAUACUCAAAUUGUAAUUGUGAUGAUGAAGGGUUUUGGAGCAUCAACUUAAUUAUGGAAUGUCAAAAAGUGAGUGAUUUUUUAAUUGCUAUUGCUUAUUUCUCUAUACCCAUUGAGUUGAUUUACUUUAUUAGUUGUGCAAAUAUACCUUUUAAAUGGGUCCUGGUUGAAUUCAUUGCUUUCAUUGUACUUUGUGGAAUGACCCAUUUGCUCAAUGGAUGGACUUAUUUUGGUCCUCACUCAUUCCAGCUUAUGAUGUCACUUACAAUAUUCAAAUUCCUAACAGCUUUGGUUUCUUGCGCCACUGCGAUUACCCUUCUUACUUUGAUCCCUCUUUUACUUAAAUUGAAAGUUAGAGAAGUUUUUUUGACUCAAAAUGUUAUGGAAUUAGACCAAGAAGUUGGGAUGAUGAAGAGAAAGAAGGAAGCUAGUUGGCAUGUUCGAAUGCUUACUCGAGAAAUAAGGAAAUCACUUGAUAAACUCACUAUAUUAGAGACUACUUUGGUUGAACUUUCAAGUAUAUUGGACUUGCAGAAUUGUGCUGUUUGGAUGCCAAAUAGUAACAAGACUGCUAUGAAUUUGACCCAUGAGCUGAAACCUAGCCCCUCAAAUAUCUUUCCUAGAAUUAUCCCGAUAGAUGAUAGCGAUGUUAGAGAGAUCUGUAAUAGUAAAGGAGUGAUGAUUCUAAGGCCGGAUUCAAGGCUGGGAAUGGCAAGCAGUGCUGGUUUGGAAGAGUCCCUCGGUUCUGUAGCGGCAAUACGGAUGCCAAUGCUUAAUGUAUCUAAUUUUAAAGGUGGAACACCUGAAUUUAUCCAGACAUCUUAUGCCAUAUUAGUUUUGGUUUUUCCAAGCUCAAAUGGAAGGGGUUGGAACAAUCAUGAUUUAGAGAUAGUUGAAGUGGUUGCUGAUCAAGUUGCUGUUGCUCUUUCUCAUGCUAACGUUCUUGAAGAGUCUCAGCUGAUGAGAGAUCAGCUAAAGGAGCGGAAUUGCAUUCUGCAGCAGGCUAAGAAGGAUGCAAUUAUGGCAAACCAAGCUAGAGAUUCUUUUCAGAAGGUAAUGAGUCAGGGAAUGAGGAGACCGAUGCAUUCAAUCCUGGGCCUUCUUUCGAUGUUUGAAGGUAAUAUGAAUUGUGAGCAGAGGAUUGUAGUUGACACCAUGGUUAGGACUGGUAAUGUUAUCUCAACUUUGAUAAACGACGUAACAGAGGUAUCUGCAAAAGACAAUGGAAGGUUCCCGUUGGAGAUUAGGCCGUUCAAUCUGCAUUCCAUGAUUAAGGAAGCUUCUUGCUUGGCCAAAUGUCUAUCUGUCUAUCAAGGCUUCAGUUUUUCUAUUGAUGUUCUAAGUACUUUGCCUGCUCAGGUAAUUGGUGAUGAGAGAAGAACUUUUCAGGUCUUGCUACACAUGGUAGGCAACCUACUGCAUCUUUCCGAUAUUGGAGGUUUGAUCAUCUUUCGGGUUUCUGAAGAAAAGGGCAGUGAAGGAAAGAAUGAUAAAUGGGGGAUGUGGAAAUCAGUUACUGCUAACGAAUACAUCAAAAUAAAGUUCGAGUUUGACGUAAGUGGGGAUUUGGCAGCAGAUGCUAUCAGGAGAACCCACAAUGAUGGAAACAAGGAAAUACUGAGCUUCAGCAUGUGCAAAAGGCUAGCUCAGAUGAUGCAAGGUGAUAUUUGGAUAUCAUCGAACUCAUAUGGCUUACCACAAAGCAUGACUCUUCUUCUUCGAUUUCAACAACCAAGAUAUAGUUCCGAGGGAAAUUCGAAUGCAUCAGAGCAUACUUAUCCAGACUCGUUCAGAGGCUUAAAAGUCUUGAUUGCUGAUGACGAUAAUGUGAAUCGGACUGUCACGAAGAGACUGCUUGAGAAGCUAGGCUGUGAAGUGUCAGCCAGUUCUUCCGGCUAUGAGUGCCUAAUGACCUUGGCCCCGUCACCAAACACAUUUAGGGUUGUGCUACUUGACCUUCAAAUGCCCAAAAUUGAUGGCUUUGAAGUUGCAAGGAGAAUUAGGAAGUUGUAUAGCCGAAGUGGCCCAUUAAUAAUAGCUCUGACCGCAAGUGCAGAGGAAAAUAUAUGGGAGAGAUGCUUGCAGAUUGGGAUGAAUGGUCUGAUACGUAAACCGGUUGUGUUACAGGGAAUGAUCGACGAACUUAGUAGGGUGCUUAGGUGAUCAAAUUUCAAAUGUGUGUUGUUGAAGGAUUAGAGUUAGUACAUUAGCAGGUCGAUAUCAUAUAAUAUAACUAUUACUAUUUCGGGAUUAAGAAUGAAAGUUAUUAUAGAAUUAGAAAGUCGGGUAUCUUGUUUGCUAACUGCAGCUCAUGUUCCAGACUUCAAUGGAAACUCGAGUGUAAAAUGACUGACAUAUCAUUAUAGUAAAAGUCUUGAGACUUAUUUCACACUAUUUUACUGUGUAUCAACCUAAUAAUAAUAGUAACUAUAGAACUAUGUUGAAAGCUAGUGGUGACUAUUUU
Molecule: messenger RNA, 3195 nt
Organism: Amaranthus tricolor (Joseph's coat)
Lineage: Eukaryota; Viridiplantae; Streptophyta; Magnoliopsida; Caryophyllales; Amaranthaceae
Product: protein EIN4-like
Exons: 2
Coding region: 663-2894 (743 amino acids)
Biological process (GO): phosphorelay signal transduction system; response to ethylene
Cellular component (GO): endoplasmic reticulum membrane; endoplasmic reticulum
Molecular function (GO): ethylene binding; phosphorelay sensor kinase activity; ethylene receptor activity
Source: RefSeq, a predicted model, not a curated record